AUGGUGAAAACUCAACAGAGCUUCGAUACCUCAACUCUGAAUGAUCUUUACAAUCUGCUAAGAACUCAUGAGCCAGAGGUUAUCGAAAGGACUGAAGAAUCAAAGAUAGGCUUAGGAGGACGAAUUACCUUAGUUUCGAAAGUAUCGGAGAAAGAAGCUACUGAAAAUGAGAGAACUGAUGAUGAAGGCUUGAUCGUUAACUCAUAUGACAAAGCCAUUGAUUUUUACUCCAACAACAAAAAAAAGUUCGAGAAGAAAGAAUCAAAGAUUGAAGAUUCAAAAGUUGAAAAGAAGCUCAAAGGUGACUCAGGUGUCCACUGUCACUAUUGUCAUGCUGCAAAUCGUAUGGAAAAAGCUUUGUCAUUAGUGGCAAGAGAAGAAGGUGAGGACAAAGGAACAUAUAAAAUUUGGUCUUCCAACUCCGAUGACGAAGAGAUGCAUAAUCCUAUGCAUGGGGCAAUGUAUGCUAAGUUUGAGGAAGAUGAGGAAGAAGAGGUGAUUGGUUGUUGUUUAAUGACCAAGAAUGGAUACAAAUCACCACGCCAACGAAGUGAAACAAGUGAAAUUAAGGAGGAAGAAUCUGUUGAUUGUUCUCAGUUGUCUGUCAACAAGACUGACACUGGCCAAGCCUCAACUUCGAAAGUUUGUGAUGAUGAAUAUGUAAGUCUCAAAGAUAGUCAAAUUGACAACAAUGAUGAUGAAGAGGACAUAGACGAAAUUUUGAAAGAAAAUGAAAUACCAAGAGUUGGUGUAGAUCAGGUGUACGGUGAAACUGAACAUUUAGACAAAGUGAUGAUAGAAAAAGGCGCCCAUUACAUAGAAACACAUUUAGUUGUGUAUCCAAAUUUCAAGUGUUCCGAUGAUGUUAUCUUUCGAAAUCAAAUGUUUAUUACAACUGAGAAUGUUGAUCAGAUCAAACUUGAGUUUAACAAAAUGGUAGAAGAUGAUAAUAAGAAAACAUCGAAUGAAGGGUUCUUUUCUAAUCAAAGCAUUGUCGAAAACAAUCUUACCAAGAAUUCAUACACAUUUCAAAGACAAAAACCACAAAGAAAAUGGGUUGCAAAAACAGAAAUUUCAAAGAAACAAGUUGAUGUUGAAAUUAAGUAUUUGAACGAAACGUCGAAUGUUAUUUCAUUGUCAAAAGAUUCGAUAUCUUCAGUCAAGGCAUGGCAUUCAGUUUCGAAAGAAAAGACUUCAAGGUCACAAACUGAGAAGCAAAAUGUGAAACUCAGUGAAAGUCCUAAAGUUUCAGAAUUAUAUAUUUCUAAGCCAUUACAAAAUGAAGUGGAAUUAAUUGAUAGUGUCAAAUCUAAAGUUCGUAAUUGGAUAUUAGGUUCUUCUUUACUAAUCAUAGAGGACCCAAACAGCCUCGGGUACCUAAAUUUUUCAUUGCUUUCAGCUUGCAAACAAGGGAAACAACAUCGACAAGGACAUCCAAUUGUAAUUGAUUCUAAAAUUGUUGAACAAUUGGAAGUUCUUCACAUUGAUCUUUGUGGACCAUCGACAGUUGAAACUCUCAACAAGAAAUGGUACAUUUUGUUAAAAUUUGAAGUUACUCAAGUCAUCAUUGAUUUUAUCAAGAAAAUCGAAACAAGUUUGAAGAGGAGAGUUCGAAAAAUCAACAGUGAUAAUGGUUCACAGUUUAAGAAUAAUGUUCUUGAUUCAUUUUUUACUAACAAAGGAAUUUCGCACAACUUUUCUUCACCUUACACACCUCAACAAAAUGGUGUUGUUGAAAGGUGUUUUAUCAUGAAUCUCAAGGGUAAUCUUUUGAAAUUUCAAUCCAAAGCUGAUGAAGGAAUUUUCUAG
Messenger RNA from Lactuca sativa (garden lettuce), 1809 nucleotides. The record is from RefSeq and is a predicted model, not a curated record. NCBI's taxonomy places the organism in Eukaryota, Viridiplantae, Streptophyta, Magnoliopsida, Asterales, Asteraceae.